AUGGCGGCUUAUUUCGAAGAGACUACUGGUAUUGCGAACAUGGUAUUACUAGAAAACUGUGACGAAAAGAAAUUAAUCGAGAACCUAAAGAAGCGACUACGUAAAAACAUAAUAUACACCUGCAUCGGGGAAGUUCUGAUAAGUGUUAAUCCGUACAAGUCUCUGUCAAUAUACAGUGACAAAUUAAUGCUAAAAUACUAUAACAAAAACUGUAUUGAAGAAAUGCCACAUAUAUUUGCAACAUCAGCGAAAGUCUUCAAGUCUUUAAAAGAAUAUCGGCGAGAACAAUGCAUUUUAAUAUCGGGUGAAUCUGGAUCGGGGAAAACAGAAGCAUCUAAAAAAGUUCUGGAAUUUAUUGCAAAAGCAACACACGGUGACCAUAUUAUUCAGUUGAUAAAAGAUAAACUUCUUGUAGCAAAUUUAGUUUUGGAGGCAUUUGGUAAUGCCAAAACUUGUAAUAACGAUAAUUCUAGUCGGUUCGGAAAAUAUAUGGAUGUGGAAUUCAACCCCAUGGGGCAGCCAAUAGGUGGUAAUAUUCUAAACUAUUUGCUUGAAAAGUCUCGAGUGGUAAAACAGGCUGAACAUGAAAGAAACUAUCAUAUAUUCUAUCAGCUGAUAAACGGAGCUGACGAAUGGCUAGCCGAACUCUUAAAGAUUGACAAGGACGUUGAUUAUUUGUACGUGAGAACGGACAAGAGUGAAAAUGACGGUUUCGAAGAUGAAACUAUUAACGAAGAUUCCAAAAAAUAUAAAGAAACUUUACAUGCUCUCCAAAUCCUAGAAUUUAACUUGGAAGAACAAAUGGAUAUACUGAAAAUUGUCGCUAGUAUCUUGCACCUGGGUAAUGUUAAAGUUCAUGAACGUGACCAAAUGAGCAAUAUUGAAAGUAUCAGCACAAUUCGUAUAGUAGCCGAACUGCUAGGAGUUCCAAAAAAGGAUUUGAUAUUCGCAUUGACAAAUAAAACAAUAAGAGCUCACGGAGAAGUAAUUCAGUCACGUUUGGACGUGGAAAUGUCGAUUUGUGCCAAAGACGCAUUAGCCAAAGCCAUUUACAGUAGACUAUUUGAAUGGUUGGUAACGCAUAUAAACAAAACGCUCAAAACAACUGUUCGUAAAACCGAUGGUCGCACAAGCAAAAACAAAUCAAUCGGAAUAUUGGAUAUUUAUGGUUUUGAAAUUUUACAAAAUAAUGGAUUUGAACAGUUUUGUAUUAAUUAUUGUAACGAAAAGUUGCAAAAGUUAUUCCUUGACUUAACACUCAAGUCGGAACAACAAGAAUAUUUGAGCGAGGGCAUCGAGUGGACUGUUGUUGAUUACUUUGACAACGGAAUUAUAUGUGACAUGAUCGAGGAAAGACACAAAGGGAUCAUUUCAUGUCUUGAUGACGAGUCUCUUAAACAAACUGAUGUAUGUAAUAAUUUGAUUUUACUAAACGAGUUGGCGAGACGUUUCAAAGAACAUGAGCACUUUUCAUGUUAUCAAACAGCAAACGAUCCACAAUUUAAGAGGACGAUAGUUUUACCUACGGAAUUCGUGAUCAAACAUUUUGCUGGUGCCGUGACGUACGAUGCUUCUAGUUUUUUAGAGAAAAACAACGACUCGCUAUUUGGAAAUCUGAGCCAAAUAAUGUCCAGCUCAACCAACGAGAUCAUAAAGACUAUUUUUUCAGAUUGCCAGACGCCCAACAAAAAGAUACCAGAGACCACAAUAAAGCAAUUUAAAAAAAGUUUGAAUCGACUUAUAAACACAUUAUCGUCAAAAGAGCCAUCGUACAUAAGAUGUAUCAAGCCAAACAACUACAAAGAAUCUGACAAUUUUGACGAAGAAGUGAUCAGCCAACAAGUGAAGUAUAUGGGUUUAGUCGAGAUACUACGUAUCAGGAAAGCCGGUUUCGCAUACCGUGGUCAAUUCGAAGUAUUUUUAAAUAGAUAUAAGUGUUUGUGCCCGGACACUUGGCCUGAUUGGACUCGACGGUUCGGCGGGGUGGCUGUCGAUGCAGUAAAACGACUGAUUGAACAUCUGCAGUAUACGAGCGAGGAUUAUAAAAUCGGAAAGACUAAAGUCAUGAUAAAACAUCCGCAUACGGUGUUUGAAAUCGAAAAACGAUACCAGACGUCCAAGCACCUGUUGGCGACGAUUAUCCAAUCGAUGUGGCGUGGAUACGUGGCCCACAAACGAUACACACGCAUCAGGACACUGUUAAUAUACUGUCAGAGGUUGGCAAGGCAGCGUUUGCGGUACAGGCGAUCGAUGAAACUCAGAGAAUUCGAACUCGUCACUAAAAAGAUAGUUUUCGUGCAGAAAAACAUCAGGAGGCUGUUGGCCGUGCGCGCUUACAACAGGACUCACCACGCCGGGAUAACGAUUAUAAACUUCGUCAGGGGGUUCUUGACGAGAAACGAUCCACCAAAUGCGUACAACCGUCGGUUUAUUGUGUACAAGCAGAUAAAAUAUCUGACCGAGCUGUCCGAGGCGUUGCCAAAAAGUCUGAUGGACGACCGAUGGCCCAAGCCACCGACUUGCUGUGAAGAAGUAUCUGCGUACCUAAAGGUCCUGCACCGUGGUUGGCUAUCGAGGACAUAUCGAGCGAAUUUGGAUAAAAGUCCAGGGUUGUAUGAGCGUUUGAAAUUAAAGCUCACUGCAUCUGAAAUAUUCAAAGGGAAAAAGUCAAUGUAUCCAGAAAGCUUACAACUCGAUUUCAAUUCCGAUCGUGCAGGGAUUAUUCAAAAACUGAUAAAUACCAACUUGAAUGACGCAAAUCUCAAAACUAUUUAUUUUUACGCGACUGAAGUAACAAAGUUUGAUCGCCGGGGGUACCGAAAAAGAGAUAGGAUCUUAAUACUAACUACAGAAAAUAUUUUAAUCAUCAAGAACUCUGAUAAAAAUCUAAUUAUCAGAGAUCAAUUGCCAUUGGAACACUUAACGAGCCUGCAGAUGACCUCGGGAAUGGACAACUUUUUAACUAUCAAAGUAUCUGAAAAACUGGAAAAAUCUAAGGGAGACGUUUUGUUAGAAGUUCCCUACUUAGUUGAAUGUGUGACGGCUCUUUCAAAACAGGCGCCGGGGAUAGUAGAAUUCAUCAAUAUGCAAGAUAAUUCAUGCAUGAAACAUGACAUGAAAAACUCAAAAAACCCUGGAUUCAUCGAAUUUAUACCUGUUGCCAUCUCCGAGCGCAAAGGAAAAAUCCGUAAAGGAAAAAACGGGAAUUUAACGAUUACUUAUUGA
Metopolophium dirhodum (rose-grain aphid) is the source of this 3225-nucleotide messenger RNA. It is a transcript of the gene Myo61F, whose product is annotated as unconventional myosin IC. The transcript has 19 exons. Lineage: Eukaryota; Metazoa; Arthropoda; Insecta; Hemiptera; Aphididae. The record is from RefSeq and is a predicted model, not a curated record. Gene Ontology annotation, biological process: actin filament organization; vesicle transport along actin filament. Gene Ontology annotation, molecular function: ATP binding; microfilament motor activity; actin filament binding. The coding region runs from base 1 to 3225 and encodes 1074 amino acids. Gene Ontology annotation, cellular component: actin cytoskeleton; cytoplasm; plasma membrane.